Arabidopsis arenosa is the source of this 2502-nucleotide messenger RNA. The record is from the annotation of a GenBank genome assembly. Lineage: Eukaryota; Viridiplantae; Streptophyta; Magnoliopsida; Brassicales; Brassicaceae.
AAAUCCUGAGUCUGGAAAAUUAGGGUUUUUGGGACUUGGGUGUGAUUCCAUAGCAGAUAUGGGGAAGAAGAAAGGAAACAAAGCAGCAGCUUCUUCAGAUGAUUUCUUACAAACGCUCGAAGAUUUCACCAGCAAAGAGAAUUGGGAUAAAUUCUUCACUCUCAGAGGCAACGACGACUCUUUCGAGUGGUAUGCUGAGUGGCCUCAGCUCCGUGAUUCGCUUUUACCUCUUCUCCAAGAUUCUUCUUCUUCUUCUUCUUCUUCAUCUUCAUCUUCUGGUUCGCUUCAGAUUCUGGUUCCUGGAUGUGGAAACUCCCGCCUCUCUGAGCAUUUGUACGAUGCUGGAUUCCGUGACAUCACCAAUGUUGACUUCUCCAAGGUUGUUAUCUCCGAUAUGCUUCGUCGGAAUAUUAGGACUCGUCCUGAACUUCGUUGGCGAGUUAUGGAUAUAACAAAGAUGCAGUUGGCGGAUGAGUCUUUUGAUAUGGUUCUAGAUAAAGGUGCUCUUGAUGCUUUGAUGGAGCCAGAAGUUGGUACCAAGCUCGGAAAUCAAUACUUAUCAGAGGCCAAGCGGGUUUUGAAACCUGGGGGGAAGUUUAUUUGUCUAACUCUGGCGGAGUCUCAUGUCUUAGCAUUGCUUUUUUCAAGAUUUCGUUUUGGCUGGAAGAUGAAUGUUCAUUCAAUUGCUCAAAAACGCUCGAAUCUUAAGACGUUUAUGGUGGUGGCUGAAAAGGAAAAUUCCGUUUUAUUGCAUGAGAUAACCUCUGCUUUCGAUCUUUUGUCUCUUGGCCACAAUGAUAGUCAGGGCUCUGGUAUGCGUGAAGCCCUCGAGAGUGAGAACCAAAUACGUAGAGACUGCAAUAAUGGCUCAGACUUAUUGUACUCUCAUGAAGAUUUGAAACUUGGUAUUAAAGGAGAUUUGGCAAAGCUUAUUGGAGGGCGCCGUAUAAAAUUUACUUUGGGUGGCCAAGGAAGCAAUUUCAGUUAUAGGGCCGUGCUUCUUGAUGCUCAGAAACAAACUGAGCCAUUUGUGUAUCAUUGUGGUGUUUUUCUUGUCCCCAAGACUCGUGCUCAUGAGUGGCUGUUCUGUUCAGAGGAAGGACAGUGGCAGGUUGUUGAGAGUUCUCAGGCUGCUCGUCUCAUAAUGGUUUUUCUCGACAGUAGCCAUAGUGGAGCCACCAUGGAGGAUAUCCAGAAUGAUUUAUCUCCCAUGGUGACACAACUAGCUCCUCGAAAUGAUGAUGAAGAAGCUCGCAUUCCGUAUAUGAUGGCAAGUGAUGGGAUCAAAAAGCGUGAUACUGUCCACGAGGUUACAUCUUCUUUGACUGGGAAAGUGGUUGUUGAAGAUGUGGUUUAUGAAAGCGCUCCUAGUAAUCUCGAAGACUUGUCUCCUUCUAGCGAUUUGGCAUUUCGACGUCUUGUAUUCAAAAGAACUGAGGGUUUGAUACAGUCUGAAGCUUUGCUUGUAGAGGAUGGUGAGAUUCUUGAACAGUCUCAGAAAGAAAAAACUAAAAAUGUUUCCCAAUCGAAACGAAAGGGAAAUACAAAGCAAAUUCAAGAACCGAGCAGGCCUCUUAUGAGGGUCUCUCAUGAUUAUCUGGCUAGCUCGUACCACACUGGAAUUAUUUCUGGAUUCACAUUGGUAUCUUCCUACUUGAAGAAGGCUGAGUCAUGCGGAACGAUGGUUAAGACUGUUGUAAUUGGUCUUGGAGCAGGAUUACUUCCCAUGUUCCUCCAUGGAUGCUUGCCAUUUUUCAGUAUUGAGGCGGUUGAGCUUGACCCAGUAAUGCUUAAUGUUGGCAAGGAUUACUUUGGUUUCACACACAAUGAUCGCUUGAAGGUUCACAUUGCUGAUGGGAUCAAAUUCAUUAGAGAUAUAACAAACUCUGAAGCUUCGUCUGAGGAAACGUCAAACGGUGGCUCAAAUGGAGAUUCAACGGCUCACAAUACCCUAGGUGGAACUUGUCCUGACAUUUUAAUUAUAGAUGUGGAUUCAGCAGAUUCAAGCGGCGGAUUAACCUGCCCUGCAUCUGAUUUUAUCGAAGAGACAUUUCUUCUUUCGGUUAAGCGAGCUCUCCCUCAGCACGGUCUUUUCGUAGUGAACUUGGUCUCGAGAUCACAAUCCGUCAAAGAUAUGGUAGUAUCAAGAAUGAAAAAGGUUUUCGAUCACUUAUUCGGCCUGCAACUAGAAGAGGAAGAUGACGUAAACGUAGUGCUCUUUGGGCUUUGCUCUGAAUCUGUAAUCAGCGAGAGCGAUAUUCCAGAAUCUGCAGUUAUACUGGAGGGAUUGCUCAAGUGUCAGAGAUUGGAAACGAAGCAAAGCAUCAUAGACGCUACAAAGAAGUUGAAAUGCUGGAAAUAAAACACUUAAUUCUUUAUUAUUGGUUUUAAAAGACGUGUGGGGGAUAUAUUUCUGUUAUAAGUUAGAUUGAAAAUUUUGAGACUAUAUUAUACACCUAGUUUGGUCCUUACGCAAAUGGAAAAUGAAGCGUGGGGUUUUUC